AUACGCUGUCCCUACAAGCUACUAGCAAUACCUUUCUUUGGGGGCUACCUAGUUUGUCUGUUACCAAGGUCAUCUUUAUGAUAUAUUAUUAAAUAGAAGGCUAAACUGUUGAAUAAUUUAAAGCAAAAAUGAAACAUAAAAUACGUGUUCCACUUCCCACCAUCUCUGACUGAGCUGGAACUUCCAGUAAGAGAAAAAACACGUGAGCAUCACUUACGUUUAUUUACGGAAGUGCUGUCUUAUCUAACACCCCAGUAGGAUAAUGUGGGAGGCGCACAGAGGGAUCCAUGUUGACCAAUCAGAGCUGCUGUGCAAAGAGGGCUGUGGUUACUAUGGUAACCCAGCAUGGCAGGGGUACUGCUCCAAAUGUUGGCGGAAGAGGAACAGGAGUCAACCUGACCAGAAGAGAGACACUGGACCUUGUCCCAGUGUGGAAGGGGGGAAGCCCCUGACCUUCUCCAAGUUUGAGGAGAAGAAGAGCAGUGAGAUAAGCCGGCGUGUCAACACCAUGAAGAGACUCUUUGGGGGCUCCAGAACUCCCCCCAAGAGAGGGAGCGAACCGUCUGACACCCAGUCAGUCACCUCAUCAGCACCUCAGAAAUCACAACCCGUGGACUUCACUGAAUUUCUGAAGUCCCUGCGUAAACCCUCCACGCAGGUCCUACACCGCCGCUGCACAGCCUUCCUCAGCAACCUGGAGUCACAGCGGUACCUUCCAGUACAGAAGCAGUCAGACCUGGUCCAGGAUUUCUACCAGAGCAUCGCAGGACACUUUCACAGCUUCCCAGAGGAGCAGAGUGCCCCGAUGAUGGAGCACAUCGAGAAGCUGAUCAUGACGCGGCUGUAUAAGUGGGUGUUCUGUCCAGACAGCUCGGACGAUGAGCACAGAGACCUGACUCUGCAGAGGAGGAUACGAGCUCUUCACUGGGUCACCCCACAGAUGCUUCGUGUCCCAGUUGGCGAGGGUCGCUCUGAGGUCAAUGACCACUUCCUCUCGGCCAUCACAGCAAUAAUCGGGAUGGACGCUAAGCGUGCCCCUCAGGAUAAGCUCUCCUGUGUGUUCAAGUGCAGCCAGAGUAUCUUCACUGCCCUGGCCUCCUCCAACCCUGAGCCGGCCAACGCAGACGACUUCCUGUCAGGGCUGAUCCACGUGGUGCUGAAGGCCAACCCUCCCCGUCUGCACUCCAACAUGCAGUACAUCAUCCGCUUCGGUCUGCCGCACAGCCUCAUGGCCGGGGAAUCCGGAUACUACUUCACCAACCUGUGCUGCGCUGUCACCUUCAUUGAGAAGCUGAACGGGCUGUCUCUGAACCUGAGCCCGGAGCAGUUUGAGGGGUACAUGCAGGGCAGGAAGCCGGAGGAGCGGGAGAGCCCGGUGUCGGAGCCAGAGUCGGAGGGUCUGCGGCUGGCUAAGAAGAACCGGGAGCUGCUGGGGGAGAUUGAGAAGCGACAGGAGCGGGUGGCACUGGGGAUGCGAGAGAUGGAGGAGGAGCUGGGAAAGUGGGUGCAGUCUGUGCAUGCUCAGGUGCAGGAGAUCAAGGCAAAGGCUCUUCUGGAUGUUAUCAGCACAAAGAGUUAGCACCCUGAAAGAGAGUAGCUUCAAAUAUCAUUUGAAUUGCUUUCUGUACAUUCCCCUUGCUGUUUGAUGAUUGCAGUCAUUGAGUGUGGUUCUGGGUUCUGCUGCUCUGUUACCUGGCUUUGACUCACUUUCUGUGUUUAUAAAUGUAGAGUAGUUGGGGCUGACAGAGCUCAGUGGUCGCGUCACAUAGUUUGAAUUGAAUUAGUGAGGCUGUUCAGUUACAACAUUUAUGAUUAUCAAGAGAACCUCAAAACCAGCUCAAAGAUCUUAAAUACAUAUUGGAGAAGCAGAACGCAGAGCUGUUCAUAAUGACUGCAAGCACUGUAAAAUAGUAAGGGACGUGUAAAAAAAAAAAAAAAACACACACAAUUGUAUAUGAAGCUACUUGCUCUUUAAGCAUAUUGUUUUAGGGAUGUGGAAAAAAAUAAUAAUGUCCUCUAAAUGUCUGUUGAUAAUUAUGGCUCAUAACCAAAUCCAGUUUCGCCUUUCAUGUGGGUCAUUGUGCAGCUAACAUUCCUAGGACCUUAAAUUGGAGGACACAUUUGUUUUUUGUUUCACAUCCCUAAUUUAUUCUGAAUGAAGGAUGUAUUUGUCAUCCAAAAUGACAAAUAUAUCCUACAGACAAACUGCUCAAUUGAGACAUUGUCCAAUUACUCAGCAGCAAUCGCUAGCUGUGAAAUACAAGACAUAUCAAGCAACAGUCUAUUUACCGUAAGCCUUUCUACCGCAUUUGUAAAUGUAGAACAGUCUGACAAAGUAAAAUAUAAAGUAAUAUAAAUCGGCUUGAUUAAUGUAUUGUAGUGUUAUUUUUGCAUAUCGAUUUCCUUGAGAUUUCAUGAGAUGGCAAAUCUACCGUUUAACAAAAAAUAGAUUUAAAUCAUGGUUUUAUGUUUUUUUUUGUUGUUGUUUUUUUAUCUUUCUCUUACCUUUUAGUGUGUUUGCAUUCUUUCUGAAUUCCAAUAUUGAGUUUUUGCCAAGUUUUCCCUAGUUGUCUUUCAACUAAAUGUGUCUUUUGAUUUCAUCAGUCCAGAAAACCAUGCAACAAUGAGACCUCAGCAGCUGAAAUAAACAAAACAAAAAAACCAAUACAAAUUGUAAACAUCAUAAAAAGGUAGGAGAAAGAUUUAAAAAAAAAAAAAAAAAAAAAAAAAAUGUUUUUUUUAUCUGUUUGGCCAAU
Acipenser ruthenus (sterlet) is the source of this 2756-nucleotide messenger RNA. RefSeq names its product rab5 GDP/GTP exchange factor-like. NCBI's taxonomy places the organism in Eukaryota, Metazoa, Chordata, Actinopteri, Acipenseriformes, Acipenseridae. The coding region runs from base 263 to 1579 and encodes 438 amino acids. Gene Ontology annotation, cellular component: endocytic vesicle; cytosol. The transcript has 9 exons. Gene Ontology annotation, biological process: vesicle-mediated transport. The record is from RefSeq and is a predicted model, not a curated record. Gene Ontology annotation, molecular function: guanyl-nucleotide exchange factor activity; zinc ion binding; small GTPase binding.